Messenger RNA from Symbiodinium sp. CCMP2592, 2238 nucleotides. The record is from the annotation of a GenBank genome assembly. Lineage: Eukaryota; Dinophyceae; Suessiales; Symbiodiniaceae.
AUGGGGCAAGACAGCUACGAGGCUAUCCACGAGCACUUGCAGCAGAGCGUUGGGAGUUGGAACGCGCAGGAGGCCAUUGAUGUGAAGGGAUCCCGAUUUUUUGAAUGGAUGGCCAAGUGGCGCAAGCUGUCCCCUUAUUGGGGCUUCCUGCGCGUUGUGUACGAUGCCUGGCAUGUUCUAAAGAGUAGAGAGGCUGAACAAGCGCAGGAGACGGAGCUUCAAGAGCAGGGUGAGCAAGGGCCAGAAGCUUCCGCGGCCGCGGCCGAGACCGCGGACAGAGAGGGCCAGGCAGAAGAGAAGCGACCCCGCGGUGGCAAGCUUCAGCAAGUCCACGCAGACCUCAUACAGGAGCUUCGGGACAAACAGAAAUCGCGUCACACGCUAUCCGUCGUGCGAGACAUCUUGGGUGAUGACAGAGUUCGAGUGUUCGCAACCAUGAUCGCAGCUUCACAACGUGAGCAUGUAAGGGACUACCAGGAGAUGAUUGAGGCUUUGAAGAGUGAGCAUCCCCAAACUCUGGCCAAGCUGAAUGCGGAAGAAGCAAGCCGAAGAUGGCUUGUGAUGGUGGCUCGAAUCUUGAGCAUCCUCACCGACGAACCCUUGCUUGCCGAGCUUGGCUUCUCCGUGCUGCAGGAUGAGGCGUGUGAGGAGGGAGCUGCACAUGCGGAGCUGUUUUUUGAUUUGGUGGUGAGAUCUGCGUCGCAACGCAGCUGGACCCAGUGCACCUUGUCUGAGCUGCCACCGCACUGUUGGUGCGCUGUAGUGUCGUCUGACAUGACGGACGCCAACGCAGCUUUGAAGCAGAUGCGAACUGACUGCGUCGUGGUAAAGGCUGCCCUCGCCGCCAUCCGAGCUACCCCCCCGCAUCCAGAACUGCAGGCCCGGUCGCUUCAAACCGUGCUGUGCGCAGGGCUUGAAGCUUACCACGAACAAUUUGUGGUUCCACAAGCUGACAAUGGUGGCCGCCGCUUGGACAUCCAACCGAACUCUGUGCUCAAGGCAAAUCUGCUGUCAGAAGCUGUCCGGUUUCUUCUGGUGUUGGCAAAUCUGCUGUCAGAAGCUGUCCGGUUUCUUGUGGUGUUGGCAAAUCUGCUGUCAGAAGCUGUCCGGUUUCUUCUGGUGCUGGCAAAUCUGCUGUCAGAAGCUGUCCGGUUUCUUCUGGUGUUGGCAAAUCUGCUGUCAGAAGCUGUCCGGUUUCUUCUGGUGUUGGCAAAUCUGCUGUCAGAAGCUGAUUGCUGGCGCCACAUGGAGCAUUUUCAAUGGGAUCCACGUGCAGUCUACACGCACUGCCUGCGCCUUGCAAGCAUGCCGAUUUCGACAAAGGAGUCUCUCGAAGACCUGAUUGGUGAGACAGGCGACCAUGUCUCCAGAGAUGCCAAAAAGCAAAGCGGCGCAAUGCCGGAGCGGAGCUUCUUCUACAACUGCACAUCUUCCAGGUUGCAGAGUGUGCCCUACCUCCGCCUGGGUCCGGGCGAGUUUGUGAGCGAAGAGGCCAGAGACAGGUUCCUCUUGUCCUGCACCUUCUGCGUGGAUGGCCCAGAUGUUUUGGAUGCUGCCGCUACAGAGGAAUUCCACGGCAUUCCUGCCCGGUACAGUCGAGGCAGCGGUCUGCUCCAGCAGUGCGGAGCGCCGUGCAAGCUGAUCCCGUACUUUCUCGGGCAUGGGAUGGCGUUGAUGAAGGCAUGGUUCUCUGCGGAGACCGAGCAGCAGCAAUGGGAACGAUGCAGCCGCUUGCUGCAGACCUCCCACUCGCGAAAAAUCGUGCAGGUCGCAGGCAUUCGAGAAGCAGUCGCGGAGCUGGUGAAGGCGGGAGAGGCAGACGAGCAGCAGAUGUUCAAGGCAUUGGCAGCAUCAAUCGAAAAUGAGGAAACCGAAGAACUCAUCAAGGCCAGAGUCAAUCAACCACGGGCCACUGCAGAAAGCAGUACACCUGAGUGCCUGAAAAAACUCCGCCCAUCCGUGGAGAACUGUGUCUUGGUGUAUCAGAUCCGCGCGCAGAGUUUUCAAUCGUACUACCCGAAACCGCUGAGUGAAGAGCAGAAGGCGAAUCCAAAAGUCAAGAAGCAUUUUUCAACAAGCCGGACUUUCGGAACCAAGUGGACGAAACUGCAAGCUUUGAGACUGGUUGUGCAAUUCCUUUGGACGCAUCAUCGCAAAUUGAAAAGGGUCGCUUGGAUGAGCUUUGUUUGGGUUGCACAGCUGUGUCGUGUGAAUCGUGUGCCAGAGUUGUUACCUUGA